AUGGACGACGAAGAUGAGAGCUGUCUCCUCAUGAGGACUCUCUUAAAAGAACUUGCCGCGAUCUAUGAAGAUGACGAGCAUUGGAGCGUUCCAACGAAGGAACAAAUAACAAGGAUGGUACACCCCGAUGCCACCGGCCAGGGCCAACUUACGGAACGGCUCAAGAAGUGGUUCGAAAACGGCGCCGUCUCAGGCUUCGGGGAUGCACAGGAGACCAAAGUUCAUGCGAAUGUCCGGGAUGCACGCGAAAUUCCUGCCUCGGAAUUUAGUGUUUCACCGAAUCUUAUCGAGCAGGUUGAAAAAUGCUGGGGUGACCAUGUUGUUUCCGGCUCCGUGCGCGUCGAACCGUACGAGAUCCAUGUGUAUGGCCCUGGGGGCCAGUUGAAGGCCCACAGGGAUACAUCGGAGACGAACCUUGUUGGCACCUUCCUCGUUGGCCUUGGCGACACAACCAAAAAGGGUCGUCUCUUCAUCGGCGAGCAGAUUUACAAUCCCGUCGAGUACGAUGGACAUAAGGCGAUACCAGGUAGUUGGAUUGCCUUGCACCCCAACGUCAAACACAAAGUCGCGAAGAUUCAGGACGGAUACCGAGCUGUAAUCGCAUUCAAGUUCUUCUGUAAGGAAAAAGACGGGAUGCGGACAUCCGUUGUACGCAAGAAGAUGGAAAAUAUCUUGUAG
This is a messenger RNA of Sparassis crispa, 678 nucleotides long. RefSeq lists its product as hypothetical. Bases 1 to 678 code for a protein of 225 amino acids. Lineage: Eukaryota; Fungi; Basidiomycota; Agaricomycetes; Polyporales; Sparassidaceae. The transcript is spliced from 3 exons. The record is from RefSeq and is a predicted model, not a curated record.